GCACAUGGUUGAAAAGAGAAUUGAAAGAGCAUUCUAAUGGCGUAGGGGAGAACGGCGUACGUUGAAUAUUGAUCGAUAUUCAUGUACGUAUAUCCAUAUUCAAAAAUGUACGAUAAUUUAUAAUUUCGGCCGGAGAAGCGUGGCCCAUGCUAUGAUAUUUUUUUUUGUUCAGUCCGUCGAACCUAUCAACUACAGAAAACGAUCUUGCGAAAAUGAUCUCUUGAAAAUGAUCUCUUGAAAAGAAUGAUAUCACCGUUGGGCUUCUGAAAUCUACAAUCAUGCUAUCGAUCGGGAACUUGACAGCGUCUCCGGGUCAAAAAGUGUCGGGCAAUGUUCCGAUACAACGAUCACCGUCGGCAACAGGUGGCGCGACGAAUAGCAGCAACAACGCCACGACGCCACCGACAACGGCCCAAGGCGAGAGCGAGAACAACAGCAUUUCUUUGUUCAUUCCAAUGACGAUCGUGAGGGGAUUGAAUGACGGUCCGACGCUCGUGGUGCUGAGCGGCGUCCAUGGUUCCGAAUAUGUCCCCAUUCGAGCGACACAAAAACUCGCAAGGGAACUGGAUCCGUCCGCCAUCAGAGGCACUUUAGUCCUGGUUCAUAUUGUGAACCUACCGGCCUACUUGGGACGAACGGUCUACACCAGUCCAAACGACGGAAAGAAUCUCAAUCGGGUGUUUCCGGGAAGUGCGGACGGAAGCCCCACCGAACGAAUCGCGGAUUUUCUCGUGAAUGAAAUCUAUCCCCUGGCCGAUGGUCUGCUGGACAUGCAUUCCGGGGAUGCCAACGAGCAGCUGGGCCCAUCCUACACCGCUUACUACGGGAAGGCGGGUUCGGAAGACAUCAUACAGAAGUCAAAAGAUAUGGCCUUUUCCUUUGGCCUGGGCCUGGUGGUGGAGUUUCAGUGGGAGUUGCAGGGGAACAGUAGCAAGGUCAGCACAUUUUCGGGAGCCAUCUGGGCCGGUUCGGCGGCCGUCGUUCGUGGCAUCCCCUCCAUCGACGUGGAAGUAGCGCCGGGAAUGGGAGCCGCUCCGUCCGGAUCUAUCAAUGAUGUUUACCAAGGUGUACAAAAUGUCAUGGGGCAUCUUGGAAUGUUUUUGGAGGAGAACGCAACAACCUCGAAUGACACCGUGGAAGAUGAUCACCCAUGCCUCGUCACGAACAGGCGCUUCAUCGAUGCACCGACCGAGGGGAGUUGGGUUGCGUUGGUGAACACAGGAAGCUUUGUGAAAGAAGGCACGCUUUUGGGAACAAUCACUGACUUUUCCGGGCGUAAUACCAUCUUCGAGGCGAAGGCGCCGUGCGACGGGCUGCUCUUGAUUCGAUUCGAAACUCCACCCGUCCUUGCCGGAGAUACGGUGGCCGUCAUUGCUGUCCUGGACGGGGAUUCUUGUGACCAACUCAGAUCAGGCGGCCAAUUUCGAUUGGAUCCAUCCAAGGUCGGAGCCCUUGUGCUCUGGCAGUGGAGUGCCGCCAUUGGGUGGCUGGUGGCAUUAGGACUUAGCAUCAUUUUCAGGAGGAGUCGACGAAACGGAUUAUACCGGGAACAACCUGCUCACCAGGCAGUGCCAGUGGAGGAUGGUUCCAUGACAUGAUCUUGAAUGGCUGGAGUGGUCCUCCAAGUUCUCCUGAUAGAUCUCGGAUUUGGCGUAAAGUUUGCACGAAAUAACGUGCACUUUGUAGUAGUAGUAUUCUUUAGUAGUGUUUAUUAGAUUGCUCUAAUUAGGAUUGUGAGACUAACUAAUGGGUCAUUCCCGAUAACAUUUAUCUGUGUAAAUUUUGGCACGCCCGGCUCGCAUUAUGACCCAAAAUACAUAAAAGUUGGUUGUAGUGAUCCCCCGGCAACCAAGAAAUAUGUAAUUUACAU
Molecule: messenger RNA, 1870 nt
Organism: Pseudo-nitzschia multistriata
Lineage: Eukaryota; Bacillariophyta; Bacillariophyceae; Bacillariales; Bacillariaceae
Source: the annotation of a GenBank genome assembly